UGUUCUGCCUAUUUUCCACUGCAGGUUUCUGUGAAAUCCCCUGCUUCCUCUGCCCAAAUCUCUUCCUCUGGAGCAUCACCAGCGUGUGGAGCCUGCCCCACACACCCAUCCCCUGCCAAACCACGGCCUUUACCUGCGUGUUCCGGUGUUUCCCGUGCGACCCGUCCUGCGGGAGCGCCUCCUGGGCCACCCCGGAGUUCAGCCAGCGCUCAGUGGCUCCAAUGGUGAAGAUGACAAGGUCCAAGACUUUCCAGGCAUAUCUGCCUUCGUGCCACAGGACCUACAGCUGCAUUCACUGCAGGGCUCACCUGGCCAACCAUGAUGAGCUCAUUUCCAAGUCCUUCCAGGGCAGCCAAGGACGAGCGUACCUCUUCAACUCCGUAGUUAACGUGGGCUGUGGCCCUGCAGAGGAGCGGGUGUUAUUAACAGGACUGCACGCCGUGGCAGAUAUUUACUGUGAAAACUGCAAAACCACGCUGGGCUGGAAAUAUGAACACGCUUUUGAAAGCAGCCAGAAGUAUAAAGAAGGCAAAUACAUCAUUGAACUAGCUCACAUGAUCAAGGAUAAUGGCUGGGAUUGAGUGGGAAGAGCCCAGCCCUAGCAGCGUGUAAGAGAAUGCCAUCCAACCGAACAUUAUAUCCAAGAGUGAGAGAGUGACUGAACGCUUGGUUCCAUGCAUUUAGAGGCUCUGCAAUCCGGGAGCAUCUUCACACCCUUCUCCAUCUUUAUUGGUGACUGGCCUCUAAAUUUCUGUCUCUCUGUCUCUUUGCUUUGUAUCUGUUUGUGAGUUGACCCUGGCUGCUUCUCUCUCUGUUCUGGCGUUGGCUCAGAGAAUGCACCGAAUGCCCGACAGCCAUUCCAUGUGCCCAGAGCUCGAUCCAGCCUGACCUGGGCUCUCCUGGCACCUCCCCAGGUGUGGGAGGAAGACCCCGAGGCCUGGGCAGGAGAAGGUGGGAGAGGGGUGGGGGAGCAGGGGAACCAUCAGAAGGUGACGCUGUGCUUCUCCUUUCAGUCCUGGUUAAGCAAGGCUUGAAACCAUCUCCUUGUCUAAAUGGACAGAGAAAUAUCUACUUGUCUAAAUGGAUAGAGAAAUACCUACUUGUCUAAAAAGGAUAGAGGAAUAUCUCCUUGUCUAAAAGGACAGAAAUUACCUCACGGCUGCGUUUUCUCUCGGAAUCCCGAAUCCAUCGGCGGAGCCUCAGCCCGAGCCGGCUGAGCCCGAGGCAGAACCAGCUCCCCCCACAAUCUGUGUUUUGUUUGCUAUUUAUGAACUCGUUGUUUGAGGGGGCAGGACCUGGAGGCUGGAGAGAUUCCCUGCCUCUCCUUUUUCUUGCUGGUUCAGGGUAGAGAGGCCAAACGUCCCAGCAGAGCACGGCCAUGAGGAGCAUCCUCAUGGCUGGAGAAACCAAAUCCAGACUCUUGAGCCCUUCAGAGAGGAGGAGAAAACCACUUGAGGCACAAGGAGGCUGGAGCUGCAGCUUAGAAAACGUGACAGGGUGAAGAAAGGCACGUGCGAGGCAAGGAGGAGGAAAUUCCGUAGAGGAGGAUGGGGACAGUGACAGAGGGUACCCCUGGAUUUCCUGGCCUCCCCUGAGCACCCUCGCUGGUGUUGCACCGAUCUUUCACAAGUGCAAGUAGGAAAAUGCUGUUGCAGAACCUUUUCCUUGCAUGCCAGGCUCCACUGGGGGAGCCUGGCGCAGAAAUGGUGCGAGGAGGGAGCCGAGUUCCUGGAGGUUGUGUUGGAUAUUUCAAGCCCUGAGAAAUCCUCCCCAAAUCCUCCCCCCUUUUCCCACUCCCAGAAGCCCACUGCAGGCACGAGGAGAAUGGGAAAGAAAAAAAGAAAUUAAACACCUUCCCACCAACCCCUGGAGCAAUCUAUGCCUUGAGGGGUACAUGUGGGUGUCAGAACUGCAAUGGACAAGGAGUCCUUCCCAUUUGAAUUUUUCCAUGGUGAUUCCUGAGCCCCUUCCCGAGGUGGAUGGUGGGGAAGGGGCGCCGUGUGUGACAGGGGAACUGUGUUAGGCCAAAAUAACAAUGGGAAGUUUGCUGUGCAGCAUCCAGCCAGUAUCUGGUGCAUAACCCAGGACUAUUGAGCUGAGUUUGUUUUAUCUCUCCCUGAGUGAAUUUUUCUUUUUGUUGGCUGAUUUCUUUCAAGUAGGUUAAUCCAUGGGGGGAAAUCUUUCUUAAUCCAGAAGGAAAGAGUGUUGUGCAGGGGGUGGUGACUCCUUAUGAAACAGAAGCUUUGGAGCUGUAAUCUGUUGUCACUUGCCCCCACCCCUGAGAGGUUCCAGGGGGCUGUGGAAGAGUAAUUUGAUGUUAAAUUGGCAGGGAAUGCAGAUAGAGACUCUCCUUAAGGAUCAGGGUGGAAUUCAGUGUUGGAUCCUUGUGCUGAAACCCAAACCUGAUGAAGCAAAGGUUGUUUUUUUCUCUCUCA
Cyanistes caeruleus (blue tit) is the source of this 2435-nucleotide messenger RNA. The record is from RefSeq and is a predicted model, not a curated record. NCBI's taxonomy places the organism in Eukaryota, Metazoa, Chordata, Aves, Passeriformes, Paridae.